This is a messenger RNA of Closterium sp. Yama58-4, 4419 nucleotides long. NCBI's taxonomy places the organism in Eukaryota, Viridiplantae, Streptophyta, Zygnematophyceae, Desmidiales, Closteriaceae. The record is from the annotation of a GenBank genome assembly.
AUGGCCUCAUUCCCUCGCGCCCUUCCAUCCCCCCUCCCCGUCCCCUCGCGCCUUACCCUCAUCGCCCUCCUCGCGCUAAUCGCGCUCCUCCGCCAGGCGGAAGCCUACACCGAGCCGCCGAUCCCCGACGGGUGCGUCGUGGAGAUAGCGGAGGUCGACCGGGAGGCCAUGCGCGCGGUGUACGCAGCGCUGCCCGAGUUUAUGUUCUUCUGGCACGACAGCAUACCGCAAUACAAGAUGUUUGACGACAGCCACAAUGUCUCCUACUGCUGCGUCGCGCCAAAGCCCGCUGAUGUGUCGUGCCGCCUCUGGUGCCCGCUCGAGUGCUCGUCCACCGGCCGCAUAACGGGCAUUAUUUCUGACCCGAGCCGCCAGGACAUGCCAGGACCCAAUGGGUUUGGAGGGAGCUGCCCGCCCGCCGCGCUGUCGCCCGCCAUUGGCGACCUCGCGGAGCUCUCGUCGCUGGUCUUCCGCCACUCGUGCCUCGCUGGUGACUUGCCGGACUCCGUCACGCGCCUCCAGAAGCUAACGAUAUUUGAAAUGCCCGAAAACAACUUCUCCGGGCCCAUUCCGCCAGGCCUCUUCCGCCUGCCCGCGCUCCGCCACGUGGAUCUGAGCACAAUCAGUGACUUCCCGGAAUUUCAACUUCAAUAUAAAGGCCUUUCGGGGUCCCUUCCCGACGGGCCCGACGCGUACUCACCGUCGUUGGAAGAAGUGAUCCUGUCCGGCAACGCGCUCUCGGGGGAGCUUCCGCGCGCCCUUCUCCGCGCGCCUGCGCUGCGCCUGUUUGACUUGCGGAACAACAACAUCACGGGGGAACUCCCAGGGGAGGCGGGCGCGUAUUCGCGGAGCAUUACCGCGCUCAUCUUGCGCAACAACAGCCUGUCCGGCGCCAUUCCGCCUGCGCUGGCGGAGAUGACGGCGCUGCGGAAACUCGACCUGGGGGAGAACCGUCUGUCCGGCGCGGUGCCCGCGACGCUGAGCGACUCCGAGUCGCUCAAAGCACUCGACGAGGUGCGGCUCGACAACAACGCGCUCACCGCGCCGUUCUGCGACGCGCUGCUGCCGGCGCGCGAGCUCUGGCUGGGCUUCAACGACUUCGGGGGCGCGACCGCCGGGAGCAGCGCCAGCGCCAGCGGCGGAGGUGAGGAGGAGGAAGGUGGGGGCUCUCUGCACGGCUGCGUGUUUCCCUCGAAGCUAGUGAGACUAAGCGCGCCGCACGCGGGCCUCCGGGGGAGCGUUCCGCACGACCUGUUCCUGGCGACGAACGCGCAGACGGGGCGCUCCACGGGCGGCUUGGAUAGGUUUAUCCAGAUGGACCUGAGCCACAACAGCCUCUCGGGCAGCCUGAAAGCUUUCACGGCGCUUCCGUCUGGGUUAUUGAACCUGUCGCAUAACAACUUCUCCGGCGGCAUUCCCGAGGUGUUUUUCAGAGAGCUGGGCGUGAACCUGCGGUUUAACGACAUUCGCGGUCCGCUGUUCGACGCAAACAUGGAGUCGCGGAGCCCGGAGGUGUGGAGUCGGCCUUGGCAUGCUCUAAGCGUGAGCAACAACAGCGCGCGCAUGGCGGGCGAUGUGGGCGCGGGGUACCUCCCCGCGCCGGCGCCUGGUGUGCAGGCCUCCGCUGCGGAGACUGCUGCUCUGCUGGCGGUGCGCGAUGCGCUCCUGGGGGAAGCAGCGUUGGGAACAGUCGGAGGAGCAGAAGGGGGAACGGCGUUGGUGAACGGCGGAAACGGCUCGUGGGCGGAGAUUCUGCGCAGCUGGGACGCGAGCAGCAGCAGCGCGUGUGCGUGGUACGGCGUGGGGUGCACAGCAGACGGACACGUGGACACACUCCACCUGAUAGGCGCUUCCAACGUCACUCUGCACCCCAACUACGUCCCGGAAUCGCCCGAAUGUGGGUACGACCAGUACGGAGACUGGACAUGCGCGCAUGAAGUUCCGCCGCCUCCCCCGCGAGUGCGGUUCUUCCUGCACGGCCUGCAUCGUGGAAGAACUAGCGCCGGCAGUGCGGUUGCAAGCGGGCAUUUGUCGGAAGCACUGGGGCAGCUGACGCAGCUCACCUCGCUACGCAUCACCGGGCACGUCCUCUCCGGUGGCCUGCCGCCGUCCCUCUCGCGCCUCUCCCACCUUGUCGCUCUCGACCUCUCCUCCAACCAUCAACUUUCUGGCUCCAUCCCCCCCGCCCUCUUCGCCCUCCCCUCGCUGCGAGAGCUCUCCCUCCGCGGGAACAACCUCACGGGAGAGCUCCUCCCAACCACCACUGCAGCAGCCGCAGCAGCACCAGCAGCGCCGCUGUCAGCGAGUUUGGAGAGUCUAGACGUGGGGGGGAACGGUCUCUCGGGGUCCAUUCCAGCUGGCGUGGGUCUUCUGACGGGUCUGACGAGCCUGGCGCUGGACCACAACCGGCUGGACGGCAGCUUGCCACGGGAGCUCGGCGCGCUCUGGAUGCUCCGAGACCUGCAGAUGCAGGGGAACGCCCUCCAGGGGGACGUCUCUGCCCUCGCUGCCAGCUUCCCCCCCCCUGCUGCUGCUGCUGCCAGCGAUGGCAGUACCGCCGACUCUGCUGUCUUGUGGGGUCUCGGGGGGGUGUUUCCGCUGCUGACCCGUCUGGACGCCAGCAGAAACGAGCUCUCGGGAGAUGCAGCCACGCUCUCCCCUCUCCACGAAGACUUCCUCACACUCAACGUCUCGCACAACCACCUCACGUGCGGCCCCUUCAACGCCUCCUGGAACGCCUACUACAUGGAUCUCUCACACAACCGCAUUAGCGCCCCGCUGCAAAGCUUGUUCCCGCUGUCCAACAGCGGCUACUCGAGUGUGCUGCGUCUGUCGCACAACCAGCUGACGGGACCCAUCCCUGCCACUCUCCUGCGAGACAAAGUUACGGACGAGUUGGAUCUCUCACACAACCUGCUCACGGGUUCAAUUCCCAUCAUCGUCAAUUUGUACACCAUGGAGACGCUUGAUCUCUCACACAACCAGCUGUCUGGCACGAUUCCUGAGCUAAAUGGUUUCUUGAAAAGAUGUGACUUGUCCCACAACCGGCUCACCGGGGAAGUCCCCCCGCCGCCAACAGGAAUGGAGCAUCUGAACGUGAGCUGGAACCAGCUUGGUGGGAUGGCCCGGUGGCAAUAUCGUCAGGGCAGGGGGUUGGAGAGUCUGGACGCGUCUCACAAUGCCAUGGCUGGAAAUCUGCCGGCCUUGGGUUACAGUGAUGGGCUGAUGAGCCUGACCUAUCUGGACCUCUCCUACAAUGCGUUCAAUGGCACUCUUGCACGAAAGACCUACCCGUUUUUGGAGCGAGCGACAGGCGCAGGAAAAGUGGAGUGUGCGUGCGGGGUGGAGGUUCGGCUGGGCCACAAUGAGCUCACUGGAAGCAUCUCUCCCUUCGUCUUCUCCUCGUGCCUCUCGCUGCUCGACCUCUCCCACAACCAGUUCUCUGGCCCCAUCCCAGACCCUCCCCCGGGAAGCAACCAGAGCUCCUCCCUCGUCCCGCUCUCCUACUUGGACCUCUCUUCCAACAAACUCACAGGAAGCAUCUCCGAUGCACUUGUCACCGGCCUCACAGCCCUAUCCCACUUGGCCCUCUCCGACAACCUGCUAUCAGGUUCUGUGCCGCGCUCGCUCGCCCUCGCCCCCGUGCUAACCCACCUCAACCUCUCACACAACCAGCUCUCUGGCCCCAUCCCAGACCCUCUUCAAGGAAGCAACCAGAGCUCCUCCCUCGUCCCGCUCUCCCACUUGGACCUCUCAUCCAAUAAGCUCUCAGGAAACAUCUCCAAUGCUCUUGUCACCGGCCUCACAGCCCUAUCCCACUUGGAUCUCUCCGACAACCUGCUAUCAGGCUCGCUGCCGCGCUCGCUCGCGCUUACCCCCGCGCUCACCGACCUCAACCUCUCACGCAACAAGCUCAAAGGCUCCCUGCCUGCCUUCUGCCAGGGCAAGCAGCGCCUCGCCUCUCUCCUCCUCUCCUCCAACGCUUUCUCUGGCCCCCUCUCCUCCCUCCUCCCCUCCUCCUCCUCCUGCGCCUCCUCCCUCCUCUCCCUCAACGUCUCCACCAACCAGCUCUCCGGCUCGCUCCCCUCAUCCCUCUCGCGCUUCACCGCUCUGCGCUCCUUGCUAGCGGCUCGCAACCGCAUGAGCGGCAGCAUACCUGCAGGGCUGGCAUCGCUGACGGCCCUGCAGGAGCUGGACGUGUCGUGGAGUGGGCUGUCAGGCACCAUCCCUGCGCUGCUGCGUGCUGCUGCCCCCUCCCUGCAAGUGCAGCUCGCUGGCAACGCCCUCUCUGGCUCCGUCCCCCCCUCCCUCUCCGACCUGCCCACCUCCUGCUUCCGCCCCGGCAACCCCAAGCUCUGUGGAAAACCCCUGCCUGACUGCAAGAAACGCUCUUCGAAGCCCAGGAAGGGCCGGGUGUAA